Nicrophorus vespilloides is the source of this 1261-nucleotide messenger RNA. It is a transcript of the gene jdp, whose product is annotated as J domain-containing protein. The transcript is spliced from 4 exons. Bases 665 to 1192 code for a protein of 175 amino acids. The record is from RefSeq and is a predicted model, not a curated record. Gene Ontology annotation, cellular component: cytoplasm. NCBI's taxonomy places the organism in Eukaryota, Metazoa, Arthropoda, Insecta, Coleoptera, Silphidae.
UCGCAACCUUAAUACAGUGCAGAGAUAGGAGUACGAAGAGAGCAAACAGAUAUAGUAAGAGAGAUGCUGUGGUCCAAAACUGCGAUAAGGCUUUCCCCGUGGUGGCAAAUGUUGGUUGGAUCCAUCGAUUGGGUCGCUGCCGCCAGGGCAUCCAAUAAACUAGAGUAGGUCGCGCAACUGGUGAUCUGGUCACUGCGCAAGAACCCACCGUUCUCCACUUACUACCAGGGACACCUCAAUAACACGAAAGAAGGCGAAAAAAAAAAUAAAUCAAAAAGAUAGUAGUUGUAUAAGAUAUACAGCAACAACAGCAUAAACAAUCCGGAGUUGACAUUGAAAGACUUUCACCGAAUCCGGCUUUUUUUCUGGUGAGGUGACCAAAGUGUGAAGCAGCCCAGCAGUCGAGAACUCGUGGUGCGGUGGUGCUGAAGGCUCUAGUUUCCAGGAUAAAUCAAUACGCUCCACUUUUCGGGGCCUCUGGUGGCGGCGCUUUCCUGGAUUUUCCCGGCGCGGAGUUUCCUUUACCUCCGCGCAAAUUUCCACGGACCGUGCACCAAGCAACUUCGUUCCAUCCCAGACCGAAGCCGACGAGAGCAGCUACAACAACAACAUCAACAAACAUACCUUUGAACCUAGGUGAAGCAGAGCAGAGAGAGCAAGCAACAUGAGUGGUGUCGACGAUAUCAUCAACUACAAGCGCAAGGAGUUCGAGGACUACUAUGCCAUCAUGGGAUGCGAUGAACAUUCCUCGAUCGAGCAGAUCCUCACCGAGUACAAAGCCAGAGCUCUGCAAUUCCAUCCCGAUAAGAACGAUGGCUGCAAGGAAGCUGAGGAGAAGUUCCAAUUGCUCAAGGAAGCCAAGGAGGUUUUGUGUGAUCCGGAGAAGAAGUUGAAUUACGACAAGUGGAAGAACAGCGGAAUUUCCAUCAGCUACAAGCAGUGGCUCGGGAUGAAGGAACACGUCCAUCAGUCUAUGCACUGGAGCGUCCCGAAGACCAAGGAUCGCAUGCUGCCGGAAUCCGGAGGAUCUUCAGGACCUUCGAGCUUGGGAGCCGGCGGGAUAACAGCUGCUCAACGCAGGGCCUCCGAAGGUGGAGCCAAUCUGCACUGGGGAUCCAAGAACGCUGGAUCCGCUUGGGGAACCGAAGCUCCCACCGAGAUCGUCAGCAAAUUCAGAAAUUACGAGAUCUAAAUUGCAUUUUCAAUAUAAAAUAUAAAUUCAAUUAAUGGAACAAAAAAAAAUACACAUAUUUAAAGUUAA